Salvia splendens (bonfire salvia) is the source of this 1186-nucleotide messenger RNA. RefSeq names its product mitochondrial inner membrane protein OXA1. The coding region runs from base 369 to 944 and encodes 191 amino acids. Gene Ontology annotation, biological process: protein insertion into mitochondrial inner membrane from matrix. The transcript is spliced from 7 exons. The record is from RefSeq and is a predicted model, not a curated record. Gene Ontology annotation, cellular component: mitochondrial inner membrane. Gene Ontology annotation, molecular function: membrane insertase activity. NCBI's taxonomy places the organism in Eukaryota, Viridiplantae, Streptophyta, Magnoliopsida, Lamiales, Lamiaceae.
AUGAGGGUCAUGCGUCUUAGGGAGAGACACAUCUCCCUCAUGCGCCUUUUAUAUUUUUUAAAUUUCACGAACGACGCAUGAGCGUCAUGCGUCUUAGAAAGAGACGCAUGAGGCUCAUGCGUCUCCAAUUUCGAAUUAAAGCAGCAGCGAAGGCAGUAGCCUCCUCAUUCACGCAAACAGAAAGAGAGACGACGAACUUGGCGAUUUUUCCUUUGUGAUUCGGCGAAGAAGCCGAUUUCCACUCGUGUUCUGCUUAUAAGGCCACAGUUGGAAGAGAUUGUGAAACAAGUGAAGAGUAAGGGUAUGACUCCUGCUGCUGUACAUGAAGGUCGGGUGCAAAAGUCAAAAUUAUAUGAUAAAUCAACAAUAUGGCACAAAAUGUUCAAUCUUUCAAGGAGGGAGGAGCAUUCUGGUUUACUGAUUUGACUACCCCGGAUGCAAUGUAUAUUUUGCCAGUUUUGACGGCAUUGACAUUUUGCAAAACAGUGGAGCACAACGCUCAGCAAGGUUUGGAAGGCGAUCGACCUGCCAAGAACAGCUGUAGAAUCGUUGCAGUAUUAUCGAUCCCUAUCAUUGCUCAGUACCCGAAGGCUAUAUUUUGUUACUGGAUUACAUCAAACCUGUAUACCGUCGCUUAUGAAUUGGUGAUAAAGAAGCCUAAGGUGAAGCAGAUGUUGGGAUUACCGGAUCUUCCACCACCGUCGACUAAUCAGGAUGCAACUCACCAGCUGCAGCUUAUAGGUCUUUUUCCUCCACCACCACCAGAGCAGUCUCGAUUAUCACCGUCAGAGCAGUCUUUAUCACCACCUCCUGCUAAUGAAUCGUCGAAGCCAGUAAAUCGAAAAUUGAAUUCAAUGCCAGCAUCGGCACCCAGCCAGCGGAUUAAGAACUUAGAUAAAGAGGUCAAGGGAAGGAAGAAAGGGAACAAAAGGUCUUCCGGAUGAUGGAAAAUUAGAUGACUAAACAAAUAAAGUUAUUUUAGAGCAUGCAAAUUUGAUAUCGUUCAUAGUAGUUCAUUAGAUUUUGGAUUAAAAAUGAAGUUAGUCAAAACUUAGCAGAGUUUUUGAACUUCUCUCUAGAUGAGUUAGGAAAUGAGAAUGAACGUUUUGGCAUCGUCCGAUAUGUUGAUUUAACUUCUUAUGUUUACAAAUUGUCUUUGAUAAAUAUAAAGGUUGUCUUUGAUAAA